This is a messenger RNA of Parasteatoda tepidariorum (common house spider), 2077 nucleotides long. RefSeq lists its product as uncharacterized. The record is from RefSeq and is a predicted model, not a curated record. Lineage: Eukaryota; Metazoa; Arthropoda; Arachnida; Araneae; Theridiidae.
AGAAAUAUUUACAAAGAGUAGUUCAAAGGAAAAAAAUAGCUGUCUGAAUAUGUAAUUCCAAAAUAUGUUGCAUCAGUUGUAAAUUGCGUGAACACACUCUGACGUCACAAGAAAAUGACGCCAAACAAUACACCUGAUUUCAUCAUCCCAGAAGGAGCAGAGGCAGCCAGAGUUGAAAAAAACUUGUGAGUUCUUUCCUCUAAAAGAAAAGAUUCAGUAUGAGAUGUUGGUUACUAUACGAACGAAUCGGUUUGGAUAAACGGCUUUCUUGCAAUAAAUGAAACGUUUUACGAACUGCAUGUUAAACAUUGUUGUUUACAUUAAAGGUCAACGUUUAGAAAGUCUCAGUUUGUGAAGAGUUGUUACAACUCUUUUAUUCUACUUAUGAAUAAAUAAUUCCAGUGUAUUAUUUAUUUGAUGAAGAAAGUUAUUCAUAAAUCAUGUCUGUACCAAGACUGCUUGUAGUGACGGCAGUGCCGUUUAGUUUAGCUCGUCUACAAUCUAGUUUCAAUCCAUACGCUAGUAAUAAUACGACUACAAGUUUCAAAGAUUCUGAUACGAACCACUCGAACUUAAAACGAAUAGUUGUGAAUUCAAAACAAAAUGGGAAGAAUGACAUGGAUAAUAGUUGGAAAAAACGCAACAGAGUUCUGAAAAAUAGAAUAUCAUCACAAGUCUCUAGAGAGAAAGCUAAAAUUAAAAAGGAUUUAUUAGAGAAGCAACUACUAGAAUUGCAAAUCGAGCAAAUGAAAAUUCGUUUGCUUAAUAAUGAAUUGGAGGUGCGACAAUCGAAACUAGAAGAGGAGAAUGCCAUUCUCAAAGAAAGAAUGUUAAUAGGAGGAAUGGAAGAGGCCCUCAAUCAUGCUUUGUUUGUUAACACUUCUCUGAAGAAGAAGUGGGUUCUGUCCGUCCUCAUCGCUCUUUUGGGAGAGUUUAUGAACAGUUUGCGGAUUCCAAAUUUCCUCAGCUUAUUGAUGUUGAAAAUUCAACACAUUGUAAUGAAAAGCAGCAGACAAAUCACUACUCCUAUUGCUUCCCUGAGGUAGCUGUAAAAUUACCUGAAAAAGAGUCUCUGUGUUUAGAAAAUGAAAUGGAUUUCAACUUAAUUGAAAACAUGAUAUUUGGAGAGGGAUUUGAUUUUUACGACCCAUAUUCUGUGAAGCAAAUGAAAAGUCAGUUUUCUGAGACGAAGGAAACUUUUCAUUCAGAAGAUAAUGUCCCAGAAUGGACCUUUGAAGAUUUAUAUGAUGACAUAGAAAAUACUUCCUUAUGCUCAAUUUAAUUUGUUUUACGAUACGAACCAAAAUAAUUUAUUUGUUAAAUGCUGUGCAUUUUUUUUUUAUGAAUGUAACAUUUUUCCAAUUGGGGGAAAAAAGCAUUGUAUAUAAAAAUAUGUUGAUGUUAUUUAUUUAUUUUAGUAAACUAAUACUAUAUCUAUUACCAGUUUUUAUCUUUUAUUCUUGUGUACAUAAAUAAAUGAAAAGUUAUAAUAAUUUGUUAAAUUUUCUGAAAAGAAAAAGUUUUUUAUUAAACUUGUAAUUUGAUUACUGAUUUUGUUACUCUAUCUGAAAAUUGAAAUAUUUCACACUUUUUUUCGUAUGAAAUAUAUCUGGUUUUUAGUGAAGUAACUGGCAAUUUUUUUUUUCAUUAUAAAUUAUAAUCAAGUUAGGUGCUCUUACAAUUAUUUUCUUUUGACUAAUAAGCAGGUAUAAACAUUAACUAGCAAUUGGAUCUGCCCACAGCUAAAAAAUUACUUUACAUAUUAAAGAAUACUUAACUAAAUUGAACUACUUAAAAAUAACAUAGAUAUUGUUACGAAAUAAUGCUUACUAAGUUUAUAAAAUUAAAUUAACACUUUUUAUAAUCCUGUUAUCUAAGACACUAAAUUAUUACUAAUGUGUUACUAAUUUCUUUUAGCUUUAUAACGAUAUUUUCACUUCGAAAACAUUAAUUAUUUAGCUCGCAUUACGUUCAUCACUUUACAAAUGUAAAAUUCUUGAUUGGUUUGCUUGUACUAUUUAUUUAACAUCUAUCACUUUGUUCUUAUAUUUAGGAUUUAUAAAGCAUUUCUUAUAAA